AUGGAAUCUGAUGAUGAUUUUAUGAGCGUUGCUUCGAGUGCCGAUGACUUUCUAGGUACUCAGGGCAGUGACGAUGAGAGCUUAGGAGACGACUUUGGCGACGAUUUCGACGGCGGUUUCUCGAAAGACAAAGAUAUGUUCGCGACACAACCGAAACCCUACGAAGUCGACUUCAAAGUCCUUAGCCCUACGGAAAUUGAACGAGAACAAAACCUACAGAUUAAUGAGGUUUCCUCGAUCUUAGGGUUGCCCCCAGAGUCGUCGGCAAUCCUAUUACGAUUCGGACGGUGGAAUCGCGAAAAACUGAUUGAGUCAUACAUGGAUCACCCGGAACAAACUCUAGAUGAGGCAGGCCUUGGAAACAACUUCGACUUGGUACCGAAGACUGAGGUGGUGCCGGGCUUCAUGUGUGAUAUCUGCUGCGAAGAUGGUGACAGUCUCGAGACAUACGCUAUGCGCUGUGGGCAUCGUUUCUGUGUCGAUUGCUACCGGCAGUAUCUCGCGCAGAAGAUCAGAGAAGAAGGAGAGGCUGCUAGGAUACAGUGUCCGGGUAACGACUGCCACAUGAUUGUCGAUUCAAAAUCGUUGGGCUUGCUUGUUACAGAUGAACUUCGAGAGAGAUAUCGAACACUCUUAACGCGGACUUACGUUGAUGAUAAGGAUAACCUUAAAUGGUGCCCGGCUCCGAAUUGCGAGUACGCGGUUGAUUGCCCUGUGAAGCAACGUGAGCUAAACCGCAUCGUACCGACGGUACAAUGCAGUUGCAAGCAUUACUUCUGCUUCGGGUGCACAUUGAAUGACCACCAGCCAUCGCCGUGUAGACUCGUCAAGAUGUGGCUUCAGAAGUGCGAGGAUGAUUCCGAGACGGCCAACUGGAUUUCGGCCAACACGAAGGAAUGCCCCAGGUGUCACUCCACAAUUGAAAAGAACGGCGGGUGCAACCACAUGACAUGCCGCAAAUGCAAGCACGAGUUCUGCUGGAUGUGCAUGGGCCUGUGGUCAGAACAUGGCACAAGCUGGUACAACUGCAAUCGGUUCGAGGAGAAGUCGGGCUCCGAAGCGCGGACUGAGCAAGCGCGCUCACGAGCUUCCCUAGAGCGAUACCUCCAUUACUACAACCGAUACGCCAAUCACGAACAAUCAGCCAAGCUGGAUAGGGAUUUGUAUCUGAAAACUGAGAAGAAGAUGACAAGUCUCCAGUCCCAAUCAGGGCUCUCUUGGAUCGAGGUGCAAUUCCUAGACACGGCGUCUCAGGCUCUGCAGCAAUGCAGGCAGACGUUGAAGUGGACGUAUGCCUUCGCGUACUACCUGGCUCGGAACAACCUGACGGAAAUCUUCGAGGAUAACCAAAAGGAUUUGGAAAUGGCAGUGGAGACGCUCAGUGAGAUGUUCGAGAAGCCGGUGGCAGAACUGGCAAGCCUUAAGGUCGACAUCUUGGAUAAGACUUCGUACUGCAAGAAACGGCGUGUGAUUCUUCUAACUGACACAGCCGAGAACCUGAGGAAUGGGGAGUGGCGCUUCAACGUUGACUGGUAG
Messenger RNA from Aspergillus puulaauensis, 1536 nucleotides. RefSeq names its product RING finger protein. Gene Ontology annotation, molecular function: ubiquitin protein ligase activity; zinc ion binding; ubiquitin conjugating enzyme binding. Bases 1 to 1536 code for a protein of 511 amino acids. The record is from RefSeq and is a predicted model, not a curated record. Lineage: Eukaryota; Fungi; Ascomycota; Eurotiomycetes; Eurotiales; Aspergillaceae. Gene Ontology annotation, biological process: protein polyubiquitination; positive regulation of proteasomal ubiquitin-dependent protein catabolic process; ubiquitin-dependent protein catabolic process. Gene Ontology annotation, cellular component: cytoplasm; ubiquitin ligase complex. The transcript is spliced from 4 exons.